UAUCCUCAAUCACCACCGACCAUUCCAGACAUCCAACCCUGCUGACUGAGGAUGAGUGUGAAUAUUUUACAUAUUAUAAAUAUAAUAUUUGUGUAAAUGAAAAUGCACAGUGAAAAAUGUGAAUAUCGUUUGUUGUGCACUUGACCAACUUGACUCAUACCAAUCUUCCUGCUGGGCUUACGUGUGAGUGAACUUGGUACACCUUUCAUCUGCCCUGUUUAAUAGUAUUCCACCAAUUUUCAAUCAUUCUAUUUUCUAUUCUAUAGACUAAAUUACAGCCUAAUUUAUUUCUGUUUUUAUAAAAUAUACUACGCAUCUUCCAAAGUAAAUAAAGGAAUUUUGGUUCAAGAAGCCGGGUGCCGUGCAUUUCUUUAUGCCUUUAUACGUUACGACUUUUAGGAGUCAUUUAACAACGUAUAAGAGCUGGACGCACUAAUUGUAAAUGAGACGGUAUGUCGUCGGUUGAAAUCCUUCACAUGUCCUUUAACCGUGACGGCACUUCUCUCUCUGUUGGAACGGUAGAGUCCUGUUUCCACUUGUCCGUCGAUGCUCCCGAACAUCCAGAACGGCUCGAGUACGGGACAAACCUCGGGUCGCGGAUUGUCACCCGCUUGGGCCGUUCAUCACUGGUCGCCCUCGUCUUUGUUCACACUCCCAGGAAACUCAGAAUUUUCAAUAUGAUCAAGAACGAAGAAAUUUGCAGCCAAUUGUACAAAGAUUCAAUUCUUGGGGUUCGGAUCACCCAGCUAAAAAUGGUCGUAUGCCUGGAACACAGGAUUUACAUUCAUUCGACAAAAAACAUGCAGGAUUGUGACGUCAAGGGGACGAAUCCAAAUCCGAGAGGGGUGUUUAGCUUGUCGGAAGAAGGCGAGCGACUUCUUCUCGCCUUUCCAGCGACUGAGACCACGGGAGAAAUUCAAGUCUUUGACGUCGUGUCAAAAACAACGCAGCGUUUAAUAAAAGCAUUUGAGCAACCGUUAGCUAAUCUGCAGUUCAAUGAUCAGGGCACGUUGUUGGCAGCUUCGUCCGUGGAAGGCACUCAUAUCGUUGUACUGAAUCCGCUGGACGGACGUUGUAUUUACAAAUUAUACCGUGGGUACAGUUCUGUGGAAGUGUAUCAUAUGUGUUUUUCAAAGGAUGACGUAUUUCUGGCCGUUACUUCGAGUAAUCCCACGAUUCAUAUUUUCAAAUUGGAUAAUGCUGUCGUGGACAAUAAUAAUUGUAAACUCGAGCAAGAACACGGCGCCCCACCCUUGUCACCAACUAAGCGAAAUACGAUUCAUCAAAGUGCCACUUGUGAAGCUUCUUCCUCUUCGUCUCCGCCAAGGUCGUCGCCGGUGGACGAGUCGGACAAAGAUGCUCUUGCCACCAGCAAUUCUGGAGAGACUGGGACUGAUUACAAUAGUUAUUACUCAUUAAAUUCUUGGAUUGGAUGGGCCAAAUCCACAAUCGUGCCAAUAUUACCCAGUAAUAUUUCUGAAUCCUUGACUGGUACAAAUCGAGCUUUUGCAACCAUCCGAAUGCCAUACAAAGACGUGAGAAGUAUCGUCGCUGUUACUACAAGUUAUACAGAAGAGGGUCCAGAAGGACGAGUCAUUGUUGGUGCUUACGAUGGACUCAUUUACAUUUAUAAGUUUAAAAAGGAUGUUGGGGGAGAAUGUGAGCUUCUUAAGCAAAUUGAAGCUGUUGGGAAGUAGAAGAUAAUUUUUACUGUUAUUUUUUUACUGUCGCCGAGUCCACUUGCAAGUAAAACUAAUAAUUGUAUAAUAUGUAAAAUAUUAUAUAAUUGCCUGCCACUAUUUCAUUAAAGAAUACACUUAUAAUAAAGAUAAAGGCUGCCCAUACAAAACUUUAAUAAGUAGCUGGAAAUUGGCCAUUAAUAAAAAAACCUAUAUAAUGUACACAA
This is a messenger RNA of Folsomia candida, 1906 nucleotides long. RefSeq names its product WD repeat domain phosphoinositide-interacting protein 2. Gene Ontology annotation, biological process: autophagy of mitochondrion; protein lipidation; protein localization to phagophore assembly site. The record is from RefSeq and is a predicted model, not a curated record. Gene Ontology annotation, cellular component: phagophore assembly site membrane; extrinsic component of membrane; cytosol. Gene Ontology annotation, molecular function: phosphatidylinositol-3-phosphate binding; phosphatidylinositol-3,5-bisphosphate binding; protein binding. NCBI's taxonomy places the organism in Eukaryota, Metazoa, Arthropoda, Collembola, Entomobryomorpha, Isotomidae. The coding region runs from base 453 to 1697 and encodes 414 amino acids. The transcript has 4 exons.